Brienomyrus brachyistius is the source of this 5332-nucleotide messenger RNA. RefSeq names its product integrin, alpha 7 (gene itga7). Gene Ontology annotation, cellular component: integrin complex; external side of plasma membrane. The transcript is spliced from 25 exons. NCBI's taxonomy places the organism in Eukaryota, Metazoa, Chordata, Actinopteri, Osteoglossiformes, Mormyridae. Bases 327 to 3773 code for a protein of 1148 amino acids. Gene Ontology annotation, biological process: integrin-mediated signaling pathway; cell-matrix adhesion; cell adhesion mediated by integrin. Gene Ontology annotation, molecular function: integrin binding. The record is from RefSeq and is a predicted model, not a curated record.
GGAGUGCAGGCUAUUCACGGCACUGCUUCUCUCAGUCACAUAGACAAGGAGACGAGAGAACUGCACACCCCACGCAGCUCCCUAUUCUCAGGCUCCCUAGACUGACAGCAGCAAACGGCAGAGAGGAAAGGAGCGAGGGACUGAGACGCAGAGGGACAGAAGGGGCAGGUAUAAGAUAAACAUCUUCAGGAGAGAAAAGAACCUGCCAAAGGACUCUGUAGUACUCUUUUCCAGUUUGCCCAGACACGAGAUCCACGGGAAGGACCGCCCCAUAGUGACCGAGCUGCAGAAAGGGGACUGUAGAGGGGCGUGUUUCUCGCUCUGUAAUGUCACCUCGCAGGACACGGAGGCGGACAGCCUCUCCCUCACCUGGAUGCCUUGCCGGUUGGCUUUUGCCGCUCGCUGCCCUGCUGGUGAGCCAGGCACCGGCGUCCGCUUUCAAUCUGGACACGACGCACACGCUGACCAAGGAAGGAGAGGAGGGAAGCUUCUUCGGGUUCUCCUUAGCCCUUCACCGGCAGAUCAGCCCCGAACCCCACAGCUGGAUCCUAGUGGGGGCGCCGCGUGCGCGGGGUCUGAAUUCCCUGAGGAACAGCCGGCCCGGCGCUCUGUAUCGCUGCCCGAUCACGGCCGAAGAGUACGACUGCAAGCGCGUGGACAUUGAUGGGGACGUGAGGCCUGACCGAGAAAGCAAGGACAACCAGUGGCUGGGUGUGACUGUGAAGAGCCAGGGGAUUGGAGGGAAAGUGGUGACGUGCGCCCACCUGUACGAGCUCCGUCAGCGAGUCAACCAGCCCUCAGAGACUCGCGACCCCAUUGGGCGCUGCUACAUGCUGAGCGAGGACCUGACGGAGCGGGACGACCUGGACGGGGGCGAGUGGAAGUUCUGUGAGGGCAGGCCGCAAAGCCAUGAGCAAUUUGGCUUCUGUCAGCAAGGUCUGGCUGCCAGUUUCACCCCUGACAAGAACUUCGUCCUCUUUGGGGCCCCAGGCACAUACAACUGGAAAGGAGAGCUGCGAGUUCAGCUUGUGAAUCAGACCUUGCUCGACCUGGGUUUCUACGACGACGGCCCCUAUGAGGUAGCGGACGAGAAGAAGCAGGAUGCUCGGCUGAUCCCGGUUCCCUACCACAGUUACCUGGGAUUUUCUGUGGAUUCUGCAAAGGGUUUAAUGGCCCGGGAGGACCUGACCUUUGUGGCCGGCGCGCCUCGUGCCAACCACACGGGCGCCGUGGUCCUGCUCCGAAAGGACAACGUGUACCGGCUGGUGCCCCAGCACAUCCUAUGGGGAGAGGAGCUGGCCUCCUCUUUCGGAUACUCCGUGGCCACAGCGGACCUCAACAGUGAUGGUUGGACAGAUAUCGUAGUUGGGGCUCCCAACUUUUUUGACCGCAAGGCAGAGAUAGGCGGGGCUGUGUAUGUGUACCUCAACCCGGCAGGUCAUUGGCACGAAGCCCGUCCCAUCCGACUCAAUGGUACCCAUGACUCCAUGUUCGGCCUGACCGUUAGCGGAGUGGGGGACAUGGAUCAGGACGGCUACGGCGACUUCGCGGUUGGAGCUCCGUUCGAUGGUGAUGGUAAAGUCUAUAUUUACCGUGGUUCCUCCUCUGGCCUCGACACUAAACCUUCCCAGGUGCUGGAUGGAGUUGACGUAGGGGUGAAACAUUUUGGCUAUUCUCUUUCUGGAGGCCUGGACAUUGAUGAUAAUUCUUACCCUGACCUUGCGGUGGGAUCUCUCAACGAUCAAGUCAUUUUGUACAGGUCCCGCUCAGUCAUCCACGUCAGACGGGACGUCUCGAUCAGCCCCCAAAACAUUGACCUGGAGAAUCAGAACUGCAAGGGUCGCCAUGGGGUGUGCGUUGAGGUGAAGGCCUGCUUCGUCUACGCUGCCCACCCUUCAUCGUACUCUCCGCACAUCACCCUGAGAGUUCAGUUUGAGGCGGACGUCGAACGGCGGAAGCUGAACCUGCCGCACCGCGUCAGCUUCCUGGGCCACACCAGAUCGGAGCAGGAGUACCUGCACUCUGAAGACGUGGAGCUUCGUGGUCAGGCUCGUCCGGCGUGCAUUGCAGCCACCUUUCAGCUACAGGAGAAUAUUCGAGACAAGCUGCGUCCCAUCUCCCUGGCGAUCACACACAGCAUCAAGCCCCCCCGUCACCACGGCCAUGCCGGGUCCAAACACCUGGCGUCUCUGUUUCCUGUGCUGAGCCCGUCCAUCUCCCCCACCCUGUACACUGAGGUCGACUUCUUGCGGGAGGGAUGUGGAGAUGACCGAAUUUGUCAGAGCAACUUGCAGCUGAGCUAUCGUUACGGCACUCGACCGGGGAACUCUGACCUUUUCACUCCUUUGCCCUUGGACGAGGAUGGAAUGCCGGUCUUCUCUCUGUCCGACCAGCGGUCCAUAGCCUUGGAGGUCUCUGUCACCAACAUGCCCUCCGACCCCCGGCGACCUGAGGAGGAUGGUGAUGACGCCCAUGCCGCCCAGCUGCUGGUGACCCUCCCCGACACCCUGUCCUACUCCGGCUUCAGAGGCCAACAGGUGGUCUGCCAAGCCAAUCAGAACGGCUCUCAUGCGGAAUGUGAGCUGGGGAAUCCGCUGAAGAGAGACGCCAAGCUAAAAUUCUACAUAAUAUUAAGCACAUCUGGAAUCACCAUAGAAACCACGGACCUGUCUGUUGAUCUCUUACUAGCAACAAUAAGUGAGCAGCCUGAUGUGGCCUUAAUCACGGCCCGUGCGAAAGUCGUCAUUGAGCUCCCCCUGUCUGUCAGUGGGCUGGCCCGUCCUCACCAGCUGUUCUUCAGUGGGACGGUGAGGGGCGAGAGCGCCAUGAAAACACUGGAUGACAUUGGGAGUCCCGUGGAGUUUGAGUUCACGGUAACAAACCCAGGCCAGUCCCUGCAAACGCUUGGCUCCGCCUUCCUCAACAUCAUGUGGCCUCAUGAGCUGGCCAAUGGGAAGUGGCUGCUGUAUCCCACAGGGGCUCACUUCGAAGGGCACCCCAACACCCGCUGCAGCCCCACCUCUCUUGACCCCCUGCGUCUGAGUCCCGAUACGAAACACGACCAGCACCAUCACCAGCACAGCCAGGACCCAGAGUCUGCGGUGGGGAGGACCAGGCGCUCCCACCCGGAGGAGGAGAGGCAAACUGUGAGCAGAAGCAGCGUGGGGAGGACCAGGCGCUCCCACCCGGAGGAGGAGAGGCAAACUGUGAGCAGAAGCAGCGUGGGGAGGACCACGCCAGCGGUGGCGGCCUCAGAGAGGAGGAGGUCCCUGCAGCUGGACUGCCUUCUGGGUUCAGCCCAGUGCCUGCUGAUCCAGUGCCCACUCCACAGCCUCUCCGGGAGCGCGGUGCUCAGGGUCCAGGCCAGGCUCUGGAACAGCACUUUCCUGGAGGAGUUUCCAUCAGUCAGUGCUCUGGAGCUGCUAGUGAGAGCCAACAUCACCGUCAAGUCCAGCAUCAAGCAUCUGGUGCUGAGGGAUGCUGCCUCGCAGGUGCUGGUCUUGGUUUAUCCAGAACACGGGCACGCAGAUCAGUACUGGGUCCCAUGGUGGAUCAUCCUCAUCGCCGUCUUGGCUGGAAUCCUCGUCUUGGCUCUGCUAGUUUGCAUACUGUGGAAGCUCGGAUUCUUCCGGCGGGCCCAGUACAAAGAUUCCGUGCCCCAGUACCAUGCCGUGAAGAUUCCGCGCGAGGAUCGUUCGCAGUUCCAGAAUGAGAAGAUGGGGACACUGCAGAAGAAGGAGUGGGCCACGCACUGGAACGAUGGGGCGUCCUGAACGCACUGGAACGUCGCUCCGGACCCACAGGACACUCUAAGGGGUCCACAAAUGACCCCGUUGCUGCAGAUGAAGACACCUAACACUUGUAGAACUUAUCACACACAUACACACCAACUGUAGCAACGCAGCUUAACGUACCCUCGGAACCUUCUGGACGACGUUCCAAGAGUUCUAGAACAUUCUUCAAUGACCACACUGUAUUCAUCAUGGCAGACUAAUAUAACCACACUCAAAACUGUAAGUGCACAACAGCCCAAACGAGCAUGCGCUGAGACCUGCGUCCUGCAUAAGAAGCGUCGCCGCAGCCUUCUGGUCCCAUCAACGGAGCUAGCAAACCAGCCGCCCUUCCCACCCCCCCAACUUGCACUGAUGCUAACACGCACAUUCAAUCACUUACCAAGAAAAAAACGACGACGUAAAGUUGACUUCUGCUAGCCCUGCAUUCCCCGAGGAACCCAAGGACACCUACGUCUGCCUGAACGUUGAGAGCGGAGCAGCCGUCUUCAAUGAAAACCCGUUGACCAACAGAGUCCCACUCCGUUUGUCCAAGUCGCCAUGAUGAAGCUAGGCUGGGGCUGGUUCUUGCCUUAAUUCAGACAAAUCGGACAGAACACUGUAAUUUUCUAUUUCGCUUGAUUUUAUUUAUUGUUUGUUGCAUUGUUUUGUACUCGACUAGCUUACAGCCCAAUCCAGCAAUUUGACUAGAUUGCGAUGAAGUCAUACACGUCUCUUUGGUCUAAAACUCAGCUGGACCAUGUUGUUGGGUCUGCAUUUUGAGGGAUGGACAGAUAAACCUGGACCAUGCUGAGGGACAGUCAGGUACAACAUCUGGGUGGCACAAGAUCAGGUUCCUUGAUGCAGCUGAAGACCUCAGGACCUCAGAGGCAGAAUACGAAUGUCACAUCUAACCGGAACUGUGAUUUGCGUGAACAUGCAGGAGAGACAAACAGAGGAUUUGUACAUUUUAGCAGGACGGGAAGGAACUGAGAGAACAUUCUAGCGUUCAUUUACAAUGCAGCUGGCUGGUGGGUGUUUCGUUUGUAAGGUGUUUGGGUUCAAGAUUUGAAAACUAACACUGCUUCUAAGAAGAUGCUUUUCAGAGUGACAGGGGAUGAAAACAUGUAACAUACCUUUGGAAAUAUAAUUAGAAUAAAUAUAACAAUGGUAGUAUUUUGCUGUUUUAUUGCUAAGUUGUUUUGUAAGUGCCUUUUGGUAGUGCAACCUAAAUAUGAAAUAUAAGGAAGUAUAUUUUUUAAAAAACAAACAAAAAAAAUAGGCAUCAGUUUUGACUGCUGUACGUGAGGAGAGAAAUGUAAUUGGAUGUGGAUUAGCAUUGGAUUUAAGUGGCUGUAAUCCCUGGGAGUAAGUCAAUUAAGUGGUUACCUGUUGUCAUGGAGACGAACUGCCAUUGAAGUCCAUGCAUAAAUAUUGCUGGACAAUCUUGUUUAAAUGCAUGGACAAACCUUACUGUACAUGCUGAUUGUUUGUCAUGCUCACGUGUUUAUUUAUUUUCUGGCUGUAUUUGUGCACUACUGUAAAUAAAACAUGAAACGAAA